Molecule: messenger RNA, 1501 nt
Organism: Spodoptera frugiperda (fall armyworm)
Lineage: Eukaryota; Metazoa; Arthropoda; Insecta; Lepidoptera; Noctuidae
Exons: 3
Coding region: 134-811 (225 amino acids)
Source: RefSeq, a predicted model, not a curated record
CGUGUGCGCAUCCAACCACUUGUAGUUCAAUGUGCGCGCCCGCCACCUGCCUGCGCCUGUACCGCCUGUUUCGGUUCAGACGGAGUAAAAAGUGGACAUUUGUAAGAAAAAUAUUUAAAUUUUCGAAAUCAUAAUGAGCAAGUUUGUGCUGUAUUUCGCUGUGAUAUUGUUGACCCAACAAUGCAUCAGCCUGCCAGUGAACGAGAACGUGGUGUCUGUGUACACCACACACCCCACCACCAUGGGUACCAACCCACCGAUAGAUGUCUACCAUCAAAUAGCUAGUAACAUCGCUGAGAGAAUCACUUCGCCUAUUUACAAAUUCCUCGGUCUGAACGUCUCAAAGACUGAAGGUCAAAGUCAGGCAAAAUCGGGGCCAACGACACCAUCAGACAAAGCGUGGGGCAAGAUAGAACUGCAAGAAGACCAGGACCUGAACAAACAAGAUGUGAAACCGAUCGACAAUGACAUUUCAAAGGAGAGGGAUGUUGAAGAAGUGUCUCCUGAUGCUGUACUCCCGAAGGCUGAUAAGAAACCAGAGAAAAUCACUCUCUACUCAAACUAUCUGCCAGUUCUAGCCAAAGCCAGUGGGUUCUCUCGAAGCGGAGCCCAAAUAGAAGCUAAGAAUGAUACGUGGAACGAUGACGAUGAUGGUUUUGGUUGGGAUAAUGAUAGGGAAGUAGCGAAACCCAAGGAAGGACCAUUUGUGUACAUUCUAGAAAUGUUAGGCAGUAUUAUUCAAUUAUUGUGGGGAGGUCUGAUGGCACUCUUUAGGCCAGCGGCUGCAAGUUCCGCGAGUAAAAACCUUUAAAUUUCUAUAUGUUGAUAGUUUUUUUUUUAUGUGCAAAUUUCAUUGAAAACGGAAUGGCUUGUGAUUUUUUUACGAAGGACUAUUAAGUUGAUUUCUAAUAUCGUUAUGUUAAAACCGAAUUAAUUGUUACUGAAUUUUAUUUGGAAAUAAGAAUCUAAAAUGAUGCUGGUCAUCGUGGAAUGUAAAAACUAAAAAAAUAUAGUAUUGUUAGUGUGUACUUUCAUAAAUUGUUAAUCGUUUCAUCAUCAUCAUCAGCCGAGAGGCGUCUACUGCUGAAUAAGGCCUGUCCCUUAGUCCUCCACGUAGAACGACAAGCCGCCACCUGCAUCCACGUUAAAAUCAAUCGUUUAAAGCGAUUUUUUAAAAUCUUAUACUAUAGUGUUGUGUGUAUUUUUCAUCUGACAAUCAAGAAAACUUGAUGAUUGGUACGAAGCGUCUUUUUUAUACAAGUCCAAAUUUAUCUACUAGUUUGAGAUCUUUUAUUGUUUUUUCCUUAUUUUGGUUUUUACUUCUUUUUUGUAAAUAAUUCGAGGUGCCUUACCACUGAAAUACGAUGGGUGCCAUGAAGUGACGUAUAGUCAGAAAUGAAGUAUUUAUUUAUAUUUUAUUGAUUGAAACAUAUCCGUAAUUAUAAGAGUGUUUUGUAUUAUACCUAGAGUUAUGUGAAAUAAAGCAAAGUUGAUUGAAUAA